AAUCAAGAAAUUAAAAUUAUUAGAUAUUUAAACACAAAAACCAGGAUUUCUUGCUUAAAUAACCAAGAUAUAUAUACAUACACCAUCAAAAUCUCCCAUAAUUACUGCAGGCGAUUAGUGAGUGCACACACAGAUGACAGAGCCACCAUUGUCGUGCUUGUAAAAUAUCAUCCACAUGAUUCAAUUUGGUGAAAUCCGAUAUCCAUCCCUGCCAAAAACAAAACAGUUUUGUUUCUUCGGACGAAGGGGAAGCGAUGGAGUGUGGCAGGAUCCUGAUUGUUAUUGCCUUGUGCUCGCUGCUCCUUUUUCCUGUGAUUCAUGGCUGGAGCAAUGAUGGGCAUGUCACAGUCUGCAGAAUUGCUCAGUCUAGGCUGAGCAAGGCGGCGGCGGAUGCGGUGAAGCAACUGCUUCCAGACUAUGCAGAGAAUGACUGGAGCAGCCUGUGCAUAUGGGCGGAUCGUGUCAAGUUUAUUUUUCCCUGGUCAUCUGCCCUUCACUACAUUAACACUCCUGAAGUUUGCAGUUACCAGUACAGUAGGGACUGCAAAGAUGAGGAUGGAGAGAAGGGGCGUUGUGUUGCAGGGGCAAUUAACAAUUACACCACUCAGCUUCUGACCUACAAUAGCCAGUCGUCUCAACCUAAAUAUAACCUCACGCAGGCGUUUCUAUUUCUUUCCCAUUUCAUAGGAGACAUCCAUCAGCCUCUGCAUGUUGGUUUUGCUUCGGACAAGGGAGGCAACACAAUUGACGUUCACUGGUAUACGAGGAAGCAAAAUCUUCACCAUAUUUGGGAUGACAACAUAAUUGAGACCGCGGAAGAGAGGUUUUACGAUUCCAAUGUCGAAGAACUAGUUGACGCAAUUAAACAGAACAUUACGACUGAAUGGUCAGAUCAAGUUAAGGGUUGGGAGACCUGCGGCCUAAACAAGAAAGCAUGCCCCAACGUAUAUGCGUCUGAAGGUAUCAAAGCGGCUUGUGCUUGGGCAUACAAGGGUGCAGAUGAAGGUUCAGUGCUAGAAGAUGAAUACUUCCUCUCCCGGCUACCAAUAGUCCAUAAGCGGUUAGCUCAAGGUGGUGUCCGUUUAGCAGCUACCCUCAACCGAAUCUUCGGGUGACAGAACACUUGUUCUGCUUAAAGUUAAUAAGAUUUCCAGAAGCAUAUAUGCCUCCAAGUUUAAAGAUAUUGUACUUGUAGUUAUAUUUAGGUAUUGUUCUAGAAUUAUCUUUGUUUCACAAAUAUAAACCUUCAUAUAUCGUACUGCUUUCUUUU
Messenger RNA from Pyrus x bretschneideri (Chinese white pear), 1270 nucleotides. Its product is annotated as endonuclease 2-like. NCBI's taxonomy places the organism in Eukaryota, Viridiplantae, Streptophyta, Magnoliopsida, Rosales, Rosaceae. Gene Ontology annotation, molecular function: nucleic acid binding; endonuclease activity. The transcript has 10 exons. The coding region runs from base 255 to 1115 and encodes 286 amino acids. The record is from RefSeq and is a predicted model, not a curated record. Gene Ontology annotation, biological process: DNA catabolic process.